Messenger RNA from Grus americana (Whooping crane), 2614 nucleotides. Its product is annotated as rap1 GTPase-GDP dissociation stimulator 1-like. Gene Ontology annotation, biological process: positive regulation of GTPase activity. Gene Ontology annotation, molecular function: protein binding; guanyl-nucleotide exchange factor activity. Gene Ontology annotation, cellular component: cytosol. The record is from RefSeq and is a predicted model, not a curated record. NCBI's taxonomy places the organism in Eukaryota, Metazoa, Chordata, Aves, Gruiformes, Gruidae.
AUGGAUUCCUCAAAAACUGGAAACACAAGCAGUGGUGGAGGAUUAAGUAAUUAUGGAGUAUUAGAUGCAUUUGAAGAGCAGGGUCACAGAAAAAGACAGAAGGAGAAGAGAGUGAGCGUGCUGUGGGCUGCUCAUCAGCCUGAAAGCUAUAAAAUAUCCCCCCUUAUUCACAGCUUGCUAGCUGUAAAGGACAAAGCCUCACAGCAGAUCAGCUGUUCUUUAUUGUCCCCAUUCUGGAGAGCUACAGCUUUUAUGGAAACCCUGAGUCAGCAUCUGGAGUACCUCGGGCUCUGUGGAGAUGACAAAGCAGCUGAAGAUCAAAUCCUUGAAAGUCUGAAUGGGAUUCUCCUGGCUCUUACUGAAGAUAAGCAGAGAUCCUUCAGCCUACUCAGAGAGAGUGGGAUCUUCCUAACUUUGGCAAAAAUCCUGAAGGGUAAUCCAAGAUGUGCAGUGAAAGCAGCCCAGGUGCUUUCAGAGAUAGCCAAGAAUGAGGAAAUGAAGAAACCAUGUAUUGAAGCAGAUUUGGUUCUAACUUUGAUACCUUUGCUGGAGAGCACAGACCAAGAAAUGUUGCUUCAUGCUGGGAGGGCUAUUGGCCGUAUCUGUUAUGAUAAUCGGGAUCUUCAGGAAGAGCUGGUGAAAGUAGGAGUAAUCACAUCACUAGUCCGAAUAUUAACUGAUUAUGCAGAGAGCGAACCACUUGUCCAUGUCGAUCUAUUGGCCUUAUGCAAUCUCGCAGACCUUGAUACAGCCAAGGAAGCUCUAAGCAAGACAAAGAUUGCUGAACAGCUUGUGAAACAACUGAGAAGAGCAGAGAACCAUGAGAGGUUAGAAAUUGUCUUUGAGGUCCUGCAAGCACUUGCACAAAAUGAUGCUCUGAAAGUGCAGUUGGUGGAGGCAGGCGUGCAAGAGGUGCUGUCUGAGAUCCUGCUGAGGCUCCAGGGUAGUUCACAAGCUGAAGAUACAUGCAUUGUGAAGGCUGCAUCAGAUCUCAUUGUCUCUCUGCUUCUUGGAGACGGCAACUGUGUACGAAUGGUACAGCUGGGAGUCAUACAUCAGCUUCUGGAUCUUUUGGAGAAACAUGUAGAGAGUGGGGACAUCUCUGUUCAACAUGCUGCACUCAGUGCACUUCGAAACCUUGCUAUACCAGUUGUUAACAAGAUUCAAAUGCUGGAGGAAGGUGUGGCAGAACGGAUUCAGGCACUUCUAAGGUCAGAGAUGCCUCCCAUGCAGUUUAAACUUCUUGGAACACUACGGAUGUUAGCAGAUGGCCAAGCUGAUGCAGCUGAAAUCUUGGGCCAAGACCCCAUGCUGCUGAACAGACUUGUGCAGUGGUGCAACGCCAACGACCACACCGGCGUUUGUGGAGAAGCAAAUCGGCUGCUAGCAUCGAUCUUGCGUCACAACAGAUCCCAAGAAGUGGUCAAAGCCAUCCAGGAGGCACAAGGAGUGAAGCAUCUGGUUUCCAUGACAACAAGCAAACAUGCUGCCAUGCAGAAUGAGGCUCUGAAUGCCUUGGCAAUAGCAUCCACAAUCGAUUUAGAAACCCUUGAGGAAUCUUUCAAGGAAUCGCAGCUAGUUCAAAGCUUACACAGACUUCUACAAGAUGAUAAUACAAGUCCUGAGGUGAAAUAUAAUUCAAUGGGUCUUUUGUGCAGUCUUCUUAAUUCAGGUGAUCUGAGACAAGAAAUAGAAGAGGACAAGAUUAAAGAAACCCUUGAACAACUCUGCAGUCACAGCAAUGCAAAUGUGGUCAAGGAAGCUGUCACAACAUUACAGAUCUUGAGAGGAGAGACACCCCAGUAGCCUCCCUUCUUCCCCAUAGCAACCCUGCACUGCUGCCGAGGCAAAUGCAAUAAAAUGCCAGCUUUGCCAACCCUACCUUGCAUUUGUCAUGCUGCCGCAUAACCAACACUACUAAAGCCCAGGUACAGCUCCUGCUUUUCAAGCUGUACAUACAAAAAAUACUCUUGCUCAUCUAUUUGGCCUACAGAUACAUUGCUGCUGCUCUUCGCUGAGCUACUAACACACAGCAGUAGGAGUAAGGCCUGUCAAGCAAGUGAUCUUAGAAAGCAUCUCCUGGGAAACAUCAGACAAUCACCACUUCUGUAAUACAUUAUUAAGCUGCUUGGUUUUGUCAAAUCAGGAUAUCACUUGUAGUUUUUUCUGAUAUCUAUAGGAUUUUAACCCAUUACAAAAAAAUCUCAAGCAUCUGUAACAAUGGGCUUUUAGAUUAGAUGAGAGCUGCAGCUUAAACAAUGCAAAGGGCUAAUUGGCACUAAUUCAACCUCUGCACAUUGUGAAUCAACCUGUGAGCCCAGCACUUAACUGAACACGUUAAAAAUGCCAUGAAACUGUACCUUUAAAACAACUCCCCCUUCAAUUUCCAAUUUUCAAGUUCAUCUUAUUUUUACCUGCUAGCAUCACAAGCUAUAUUCCUAAAUAUCUAAGGUCAGGGUCUUGUCCUAAUUUCAGAUUUGCAGCUAUUGUAACCUGGAAUGAGACUCAGUAGAAGCAAAGGUUACAAGAAACUGCAGUCAAUGUCCAUACAGUGCUUGGACAAGUUCAAGCUAGUUAAAAAUUACAAGUGGGCAUGUGCGAAGAUUUGGAGGCA